Messenger RNA from Clarias gariepinus (North African catfish), 4848 nucleotides. RefSeq names its product bromodomain containing 1b (gene brd1b). Lineage: Eukaryota; Metazoa; Chordata; Actinopteri; Siluriformes; Clariidae. Gene Ontology annotation, cellular component: MOZ/MORF histone acetyltransferase complex. The coding region runs from base 370 to 3879 and encodes 1169 amino acids. Gene Ontology annotation, biological process: regulation of transcription by RNA polymerase II. Gene Ontology annotation, molecular function: protein binding. The transcript is spliced from 13 exons. The record is from RefSeq and is a predicted model, not a curated record.
AUUGUUAGGGGCAAGAGAGGCGAGCUAGCCUGUUAGCACCUAGCUGCAUUCUAGCUCAUAUAUGUCCUACUAUUGACCACACCGACCGCACUUAAAUACACGAAUGGUUAUUUUAAAGAGCGGCUUGAUGCGACUGAAAGCGCGGGGCGCUGAAUUCAAACGCCUCUCUCGGACAUUGUAUUGUAUCAUUGAAAUACAAUUAAACGUUCGAGCGGAACCAGUUGGAUGCUAAACUAGUUAGCCUGGACUGCGUGUGGAGUUAGCCGCUGCUAUCCUGCAGGCCCUGCACACCGCUAGCUACAAGCUAGCUCGCCUUCGUGUUGCUUUGGAGGCUUACUGGGGGACACUUUGAAGCAGAAGGUGUUCAAAAUGAAGAAGAAAGGGAGACAUCAGCGUGUGGCCACCCCACAAAGACCCCCAUCGCCCAUCAAACCCUCAAGAAACCGUCAGACUCUAACCUAUGCCGAAGCCCAGCGGAUGGUCGAGUUGGAAAUAGAUGGACGUGUUCAUCGACUCAGCAUCUAUGACAAGCUCGACGUAAUCAGCAGUGACGAUCCUUUAGCUCAGGAGAUCAGUGAAUGCAAUAGUAACAAGGAAAAUGCAGAGGAACCCCAGCAGGUCUUGGUGCGCUCUGUGCGGCUUAAAAUCAAUCAACAAAAGAAGAGUGCUGCUCUGAACACGGGGCAGGGUUCCCUAACUCAGGGCAGGCUACCAGAGCCAAGAAUUCGAAUGAUCGAAUAUAAUCUUCCAGCUGUGCCGCGAAGACCAACUACUUAUUACUGCCAUGUGGAGAAGACCCCAGAUGAGCUUGAUGAGGAGGUGGAAUAUGAUAUGGAUGAAGAAGAUUAUGCAUGGUUGGAGCUGAUCAACGAGAAAAGGAAGAGUGAAGGUUUUAGUCAGGUUUCCCAGAAUGUUUUUGAGUUCCUAAUGGACCGCUUCGAAAAAGAGUCCUUUGUUGAGAACCAGGGUCAGGGAGAUCCGCAGUCUCUCAUUGAUGAGGACGCUGUUUGUUGUAUCUGUAUGGAUGGCGAGUGCCAGAACAGUAAUGCUAUUCUGUUUUGUGACAUGUGCAACCUAGCAGUGCAUCAGGAGUGUUACGGGGUGCCCCACAUUCCAGAGGGCCAGUGGUUGUGCCGACACUGUUCACAGUCUCCCUCCCAACCUGCAGAAUGUAUUUUUUGUCCGAAUAAAGGUGGCGCACUUAAGAGGACAGAUGAUGACAGAUGGGGCCAUGUGGUCUGUGCUAUUUGGGUUCCUGAGGUCGGUUUUACUAACACCGUUUUCAUUGAGCCUAUUGAUGGUGUAGCUAAUAUUCCACCAGCACGUUGGAAACUGACCUGCUACCUCUGUAAAGAGCGAGGGGUUGGAGCCUGCAUUCAGUGCAGCAAGGCUAAUUGUUACACCGCAUUUCAUGUGAGCUGUGCUCAGAAAGCGGGCCUGUACAUGAAGAUGGAGCCGAUCAAAGAGGUGACUGAUGCAGGGUCCACUACGUUUUCAGUGAAGAAGACUGCAUACUGUUGUUCUCAUACUCCUAGUGGAUGUACCAGGAGGCCGCUUAGCAUUUAUGAUGAAGCUCAACCUAAAGGCAGCGUUUGUCAAAAGAGCAAACAAAAAACUCGGAGGGCAAAAGUGAAGGGAUGCCAAAAGAAAAAAAAUAAAGUAGAUGUCCAGUCAGUUCCAGUGGUUCCAACUGUUUCAGUACCUAGUAUGACACCUAAAAGCUUCAACACUAUUCUCAACCAAGUCUCUGUUCAGAAGAAAAAACAGUUUGUGGAGCGUGUUCUUAGUUACUGGAUGCUGAAGAGGCAAUCAAGAAAUGGCGUGCCUCUUAUCCGACGCCUGCAAACUACCAUCCAGACUCAAAAAGCACCCCAAUUGGAACAGAGUAAGGAAGACUGCCAGACAUUAAAGGAACAACUAAAGGAUUUGCAUCGUUUACGCCAUGACCUGGAACGGACACGGUUGCUACUUGAGCUUAUUCGAAAGAGAGAGAAGCUCAAGAGAGAGCAGGUGAAGCUUCAGCAGUCAGUGCUGGAGAUGCAGCUUACUCCAUUUACCAUCAUGCUGCGAGCUGUGUUGAACCAGCUGCAGGAGAAAGACCAGACCAGGGUAUUUGCCCAGCCUGUCAGCAUCAAGGAGGUUCCAGACUAUCUUGAUCACAUCAAGCAUCCAAUGGACUUCUCUACCAUGAGGAAACGCAUUGAUGCACAUGAAUACAAGAGCAUGGAUGAGUUUGAGGAUGAUUUCAAUCUCAUCAUCAAUAACUGCAUGACAUAUAAUGCCAAGGAGACCUUCUUCUACCGUUAUGCUGUGCGGUUGCGAGACCACGGCGGAGCUAUUCUCAGGAAGACUCGGCGAGAUGCAGAGAGAAUAGGUUUUGACUUUGCCAGUGGAAUGCAUCUACCUGAGCCACCUAAAAUAGAGCCUCAACCAUUGCUGACAUGGGAAGAGGUGGACCGGUUGCUAAAUCCUGCAAAUCGACUGCACAUGUCUUUGGAAGCGCAGCUUAAUGCACUGCUAGAGAUGCUUGAUUUAACAAGUGCGAUGAAAUCUAGCCCAUCACGGAGCAAGCGUCUCAAGCUGCUCAAAAAAACCAUCAAUGAUGUGCGGCUUGAAAUGUGCCAGAAGACUACAGGUCCUUCCUCAGAACAGAGCCACAUCCAUGAAAACGAACCACUCCCUGUUCCAGAGUGUUUGGAAGAAGUUAACGAGACAUUACCUCCCAAAUUAGAGCCAUCAGCUUCUGCUCCACUUGUCACAAAUUCAGAAAAUGUCUCCGAGCCUCCUGCACUGAAACCCGUGGACCUCAGCCCUGAGAAAUGCCAGACAAUGAUCACACUUGAUGAUAAGACGCUCUCUACCUCACUGUUAAAUGGACUUUCCUCUGAUCUACAACCCUCUGAAAACAAUGUUGUGGUAGCUACAUCUACUCUUACAGAAGCAGCAGGCACAAUUAACAGAAGAACUGCAGUGCUCUUCAGGAAGUCUAAGAGUAUGAGCCCACAGAAACCAGUAAGUAAGGCAGAAGCAUCAGUGGACUGCCCUCAGCUUGGUACAAAAACAUUCCUAUCAGUUGUUAUUCCACGCCUUGAGACACUGCUUCAGCACAGGAAGAGAGCUCACAGCGGGGACAGCCAAGGUGGAGAAAAAGAGGAGUGCCCAGCCAAGCGUUUUGAUUCAGGGUUCUCUAAUGGUUGUCUAAUACUAGAGCAGCAAAAGCAGGUGAGCAGCAGAGUCCUAGAACCUCGCCGUCGCUGUGCCUCCGAAUCUAGCAUCUCCUCAAGUGGCAGCACAAGUCUGCUAGACAGUACGAGUGCUGUCAUUCACCCGAAAGGUGGCAAGGGGAAGCAAGCGAUGGCACGGCGAAACACAACAGAUGACCGAAACGAACCAAUCGCAUGCAUGGAAACAGGGACCCUUUCCAAAGCAAGCAAGCUGGCAUCUGAGCUUGACAACAGCAAUAUAUGGACCCCCCCUAAUACUACCACACUAACUCUGGAACCCUUUAAACUAGUCUGGGCAAAACUUAGUGGAUAUCCCUCCUACCCUGCCUUGAUCAUAGACCCACAGAUGCCCCGAACGGGCUUCCAUCGCAAAGGCGUGUUCAUACCCACUCCUCCACGGGACGUGCUCAGAGUCGGCGAGCUGAUGCAGUACAGGUCAGAGGAGAAACUCUUCCUCGUCCUCUUCUUCGACAACAAGCGCAACUGGCAAUGGCUUCCUAAGACCAAAAUGGUACCAUUUGGGGUUGACAAGACGUUAGAUAAAAUCAAAAUGUUGGAGGCUCGCACCUCAAGCACACGGAAAGCUGUGCAAUGCGCCUUCACCCGUGCCAUGAAACACUUGAGCUUAGUCCAGGACUUUAGUGAUGGUGACUAAACUUAAUACUCAAUGGCCACUUCAGGGUUCGUCAUCCCCGGAUUUGCCUACUAUCACACCUACAAAUUUGGCUGGCCGUGUUUACGAGGACCCUAAAUAGGCUCCUUCUUUCUGGCCUUUCAUCCAGAGUAGAAUGGGCUUCUUUAAUGAGAUGUGAGAGGAUCUUCACUAAUGUGCUGUAGCACUGCAGUGAAAACUUACUGCCAUCACUAUCCUUCAGAAAAAUCACGUAGCCAACCUUGCCUGUAAAUAUAAGAUUGCUGUAAGUUAUCCAACACUAAUUUAUUAUGCUUCAGUUGGUACCGCACAUUACCUCGAGGAAGAUUUGUACUCCAAGGUGAACAGAGCACUGAGGUGCAGACCCCGUUGGUGCUACAUUACAGGCAAAGCCUCAAAUUUUUUCCUCCUGUCUAAAGACAUGAACGAGGCUUCUGCACUUACUGUAUCAAAUUAAAUUCCUUUUUAGCAGUUAAGUUAUUUUAAGUUACCAAUGCAAGCUUCUCCUACUUGGCAUUAAUGUUAUCCACUUUUUUAUAUAAUGAAUGGAAAAAAAAAAUUCUUACAACUACAUGCUGUUUGUACAUAUUUAUAUAAAACUAAGAAAUUCUAUACUGUAUAUGUAAUACACAGAGUCAUUUUUGAAUAAAGAAAACGUAGCGAUGAAAAACCAGAAGUGCAUCACUCAUACAAAACCAAAAAAUGCUGCCCAGGUUUAUUUUUUUUUAAUUAGUUUUUUUAUUUACAUGAGUGGUUGUAAAAAUGUGUGUGUGUACUGUACAAAAGAUAGUUGAGAGAUUUUCCAACUGUUGCAUAUUUUUUUUACUGUAUUGGUAUGUAUUGGGACUUGUGCUGAGAAUGUGCCUGUACAAAUGACUUGUAUUAGAACAAAAAGGUAUGCAAAACUUUAUAGCCAAGAGUGUGUUGAGACGAUUUGGUGAAAGCUGUGUUUAUUUUUUUUUUGUUUGUUUU